Messenger RNA from Saxophila tyrrhenica, 261 nucleotides. It is a transcript of the gene RPS21, whose product is annotated as 40S ribosomal protein S21. Gene Ontology annotation, biological process: endonucleolytic cleavage to generate mature 3'-end of SSU-rRNA from (SSU-rRNA, 5.8S rRNA, LSU-rRNA); endonucleolytic cleavage in ITS1 to separate SSU-rRNA from 5.8S rRNA and LSU-rRNA from tricistronic rRNA transcript (SSU-rRNA, 5.8S rRNA, LSU-rRNA); translation. The coding region runs from base 1 to 261 and encodes 86 amino acids. Gene Ontology annotation, cellular component: cytosolic small ribosomal subunit; ribosome. The record is from RefSeq and is a predicted model, not a curated record. The transcript has 2 exons. Lineage: Eukaryota; Fungi; Ascomycota; Dothideomycetes; Mycosphaerellales; Extremaceae. Gene Ontology annotation, molecular function: structural constituent of ribosome.
AUGGAGAACGAACGCGGCGAGCUCGUCGACCUCUACGUCCCCCGCAAGUGCAGCGCAACCAACCGCAUCAUCACGGCCAAAGACCACGGUUCCGUCCAGCUGUCCGUGGGCAAAGUCGACGAGAACGGGCGGUACACCGGCGAGAACCAGGUGUACGCGCUGUGUGGAUUUGUGCGGGCGAUGGGGGAGAGCGACGAUUGUGUGAAUCGGUUGGCGCAGAAGGAUGGGUUGUUGAAGGGGGUUUGGAGCGCGAGUCGGUAG